This is a messenger RNA of Etheostoma spectabile (orangethroat darter), 1702 nucleotides long. It is a transcript of the gene slc35a3a, whose product is annotated as solute carrier family 35 member A3a. Gene Ontology annotation, cellular component: Golgi membrane. Bases 515 to 1501 code for a protein of 328 amino acids. Gene Ontology annotation, biological process: pyrimidine nucleotide-sugar transmembrane transport. The record is from RefSeq and is a predicted model, not a curated record. The transcript is spliced from 8 exons. Gene Ontology annotation, molecular function: pyrimidine nucleotide-sugar transmembrane transporter activity. Lineage: Eukaryota; Metazoa; Chordata; Actinopteri; Perciformes; Percidae.
UGAGCAAAAGACGAGGAAGAAACCUGUACACGGAAGUCAUUCAGGGUUUUAGGAUUGUACCUACCAUACAGCUUGCAUGCUUGAGAUUCGAUUUCAUCUGUAGCGUUUGUCGGUAUAACUUCCUCUUUCCUCUGGCGGUUAGUUAAAGCGUAAUGACACUUAACGAUGGGACAGUCGGUGUGGACACCCUGAGAAGAUAAAGGGUAGCUAGUUAUCAGCAGACGGUUGAGAUCCAGUGUGGGUCAAUGGACGCCAAGACCUGAAGGGCUGCUGUUUUGACAGCUGGGUUUGAGCCUCCGGUACCUGGUCUUUCUGCCCGACAGAGAGAGCUGCUGAGAACAGACACGACAAGGGGUUUAAAUACCAAAGAAGAGGUUAUUCUAUGUAGAGACAAAUAUACUUAUGUCAAGUUGCUUUUAAAGCGCAAUUGAAGGCAAGGCAGAAAGGUGAGAGCCACUCUCUGUCAGCGACUUCUCCUCACCAGUGUUUUCUCUCUUCACACCGACCUUUUGUCAUGGCCUCUCCCCGGCUGAAAUACCUCUCUCUGGGCGUGCUGGUGUUCCAGACCACGUCCCUGGUGCUCACCAUGCGGUACUCCCGCACCCUGCAGGCCGAGGGCCCGCGGUACCUGGCCUCCUCGGCGGUGGUGGUGGCCGAGGUCAUGAAGAUCCUCACCUGUGUGCUGCUCGUCUUCAAGGAGCACAAUUACAGCAUGCGAGCUCUGAACAGCCUCCUGCGUCAAGAAAUUGCCCACAAACCCAUAGAAACGCUGAAGCUGGCGAUUCCCUCUGGGAUCUACACGCUGCAGAACAACCUGCUGUACGUCGCCUUGUCCAACCUGGAUGCAGCCACCUACCAGGUGACGUACCAGCUGAAGAUCCUGACCACGGCUCUGUUCUCGGUGUCCAUGCUGGGCCGCAGGCUGGGCAUCUACCAGUGGCUCUCAUUGCUGAUUCUUAUGGCUGGGGUGGCUCUCGUGCAGUGGCCCUCUGAGUCUGCAGCGGCCCCGGAGCAGGAGGCCCUCUCUGCAGGCUCCCAGUUUGUCGGUGUGGCGGCUGUUCUGGUGGCGUGCUUCUCCAGUGGGUUCGCCGGUGUCUACUUUGAGAAGAUCCUAAAGGAGAGCAAGCAGAGCGUCUGGGUCCGCAACAUUCAGCUAGGGAUGUUUGGGCUGGUGUUUGGCCUCUUUGGGAUGCUGAGCUACGAUGGAGAGAGGGUGAGGGAAUCAGGAAUGUUCCAGGGGUACAACACCGUCACUUGGACUGUCGUAGCGCUGCAGGCGCUGGGUGGUCUGGUCAUAGCAGCGGUCAUCAAGUAUGCAGACAACAUUCUCAAGGGCUUUGCUACAUCGCUCUCCAUCAUCCUGUCAACUCUUAUAUCGUACUUCUGGCUACAGGACUUCGACCCCACUAGUGUGUUCUUCAUGGGGGCUGUUUUGGUCAUCGCAGCCACUUUCCUCUACGGCUACGAAGGCAAGCCGCCCCCCAACCCCAGCAGGGCGUAGGACACUCGCGGCUGACACUACAGCAGCUGUAGGAGGUCCUGUUAAAGCGUCAAGACAUGGAGUUGAAAGGAGGACAGAGUGCUGAAAAAAAAAAAAAAGAGGGGCAAAGGUUUUUAUCAUAUAUUGUGAUGCCGAUAAAGGAAGUGACCGAGCAGAGAAGGAGGAGAGGAGGUAAGCAGGUUGGGAACACAUGGCAAGAAG